Molecule: messenger RNA, 1053 nt
Organism: Glarea lozoyensis ATCC 20868
Lineage: Eukaryota; Fungi; Ascomycota; Leotiomycetes; Helotiales; Helotiaceae
Product: Metallo-dependent hydrolase
Exons: 2
Coding region: 1-1053 (350 amino acids)
Molecular function (GO): hydrolase activity
Source: RefSeq, a predicted model, not a curated record
AUGACAGACCCAAAACCCUACCCAAUAAUCGACUCCCACAUCCACCUCUACCCCUCCUCAGAAAUCUCCCAGCUGGCCUGGAACACCGACACCACCUCCCCACUUCACACCCAGCACUCCAUUGACGAAUACAAAACUGCGACUGAUACGCCCUCAAACUUCGAAGGCUUCAUCUUCCUCGAAACAGACCGGAUCAAUGACCUCUCGAAAGGUGCGGAGGGCUGGGAAUACCCGAUCCGCGAAAUCGAAUUCCUACGUCGUAUAAUUGAGGACGAACCUCGCGAGGGCGAGGGACAUGGAAAGGGCGAUGGCAAGAAAUGUUUGGGGAUUGUGCCAUGGGCGCCGUUGCCGGCGGGAGAGGACGGGAUGAGGGAGUAUACGGAGUUGUUGAAGAAGAGGGUGGGUGAGAAGACUUGGGAUAGGGUGAGAGGGUAUAGAUAUCUUGUGCAGGACAAACCGAAAGGGACGAUGUUGAGUGAUGGGUUUAUUGAAGGUUUGAAGUGGAUGGGAAAGGAGGGUUUGGUUUUUGAUUUGGGUGUUGAUCAGCAUUCGGGUGGGAAGUGGCAGCUUGAGGAGGCGGUGGAGAUGAUUGGGAGGGCGUAUGAGGGGGUAGAGGACGAGAAUAGGGUUAGGAUUGUGAUCAAUCAUCUAUGCAAACCCAACCUCGAAAUCUACAACCCAACCGACCCAUCUUUCCUCACCUGGCGUAAUGCCAUAACCCAACUCGCCAAGUUUCCACAUACAUACAUGAAACUCUCUGGUUGUUUCUCAGAAAUGCCUCCCGCCCUCAAAAACGCAUCUGUAAUCGAUAUCUGCAUCGCACUUCAACCUUAUCUUGCGGUCAUACUAGGGGUAUUCGGACCUAGUCGAGUUAUGUUCGGGAGUGACUGGCCAGUUUGUACGGUUGGUGUUGAGAGUGAAGAAGGGGCCUGGGUCAAAUGGAAGCAGGUUGUACAGAAGUUUUGUUGGUUGACUAGUCUAGGGGAUGAGGAGCAGAUCUGGAUCUGGAGUGGCACUGCUAUCAAAGCUUAUGGGAUCAAGGAUUUGGUUUGA